AUGACGGAAAGUUUGCCUCGUAAAGAACUAAUGGAUGAAAUAGUGAGUCGUAAAAAUUUGGGUGAUAAAAAGUUUCAUUCUGAAACUAGUUUACAAAAUUUUGAAAAUGAUGACGCCGUGUCUCCUGAAGUGGCAGAAGAUCCUGGAGUACACAAUGCACCAGUGACGGGAACACCUGUGCUAAGUUCAGACAGGAGACGGACCAUGUCCCAACCGGGACCGAUUUCAGGCAACCUGCUAACAGCUACUACAGCACGAACUCGCCGUCGGCAGCCACGGAACGUUAUGUAUGCUCCUGACAUUGAGAAAGGGAAUUCUGUAGAUCGACUGAGCGCGUUGAACGGGAAGGAUGAUUAUUCAUUUCCGUCUACACCUGGAAGUGAAAGGCAUAGUCCGUAUCUUUAUAACAGCAACACUCGAAAUGGAGACAUAAAAUCACUGAACAGUUAUCGAUUACCAAUUAGUGAGAUUCGAGGUGGGUCCACUCCACGGAAGAGAUCGGUGGCGACGAUGGACGCACAAUCUUUGCGGUCUGAGACUCACGCACCGCCCCCAACUAGUCCUGAAAACAAUGCCAAAUUGUCUCUAAAAUAUCUAACCCUCAUUCUCAGCUGUAUGUAUGCAGUAUUAUUGGUAACUCUCGGACUAAUCAUAUACAUUGCGGACCCGUUUGUAGAUCUGUCGUCACCUUCAUUGAUAUAUUCUAUUACUCUUGUGGGUGUAGGAUUUUUAUUCCAAUUCUAUCUUCUAUUUGACAUCAAUAGAUAUAAAGCCAUUGCUUUAAAAAACCAGAAAAUGAAAGAAAAGCAUAUGGAAAAAUUUUCGGAGUUCUUUCGAAAACAAGAGAUAGAUUAUGGCAAUGAAGAUAACCCAGGUGAACGAACUCCUGAAAGUCGGCCCACUGACCUGCCGUCUCCAGUCCUAGUGCCUUUACAACAUGAUUAUUGUUUUAGUCAUGGAAGACAUUCGGGGAGUUUCUACCUCAAGAUAGGAGCAGCUGCAUUUGCAUUAGGUCAUUUGGUGCACUCUGUUCUCCUGAUUGUGGUGCAAGUUAGUUACUAUUAUGACGAUACUAUCGACAACGAUGAUUGUAUCAACGUACUGGAAGUUACGUUUGAUGUUCUCCAACCAUUGUACUGCUUUGUACAAAUUUUCUUCAUAUUUAAAUACUGCAACGUGCUGAUAUUAAAGAACCAGGGUCUGGCUCAUUUUGGAUUUAUGCAUAUGAUUGGUAGUAGUUUAUGUUUUUGGAUUUUCAACAUCAUACGUGAAACGAUUUUAUCCUUAACUAUUUACGCAAACAAGACAUACGGAAAUCGCACUGAGACUGUUAGCACAGAAUCUGAUAUGAUCUUACCAUUAUUUGAUGUAAGUGGAUUAUAUAACGAAAAAUGUAUCGGCUCCCAAGUUAUAACGACAAUCUUAGAGAAUCUUUCUCCGUACUUAUACCCAUUUGGUGUUGAAUUUAAUAUCCUGAUUGUUGGCGUUUAUUACAUUAUUUGGAGUAAUAUUGGAAAUUGUGAAAAUGUUGACGCAACCGAUGGUAGUUCAAGCUUCGAUGACUCUCAAACCAUAUGCAAAAUACCAACGGCAAGUGAAGACAACGACUACACAAGCAAUAUCGUUAUCUACGCAGACUGUCACGCGUCCAACAAGGGAUUAUUUUUGGGUAUGGUGUUAACUGUGGUGGCAGUGGGUAUACUUAUACUGGGCUUCGUGUUGGGCAACGUUGGAGAUUCAAAUUUCCGUGAAACUGGCUACGCAAUAAACAACUGGUCCAUGUUAACCAUGCAUACUCUCUUGCUGAUUGCUUGCGUAAUAGCCUAUAACCAAAUGAGGAAACUGGAUAUCAAUGAACAUCCCAUCUCACUCUUGGAUGACAUUCUUCUCUUCGUUUGUCUGCCAGCUUUCUUUAUGGAAACCGUCCUGUCUAUGGUUGCCACAAUUAAUAUACUAAAUAUUGUGAGAAGCAUAGACUUCAUGGUUAUGGUUAUACAAGUGUUGAUUCAAACCCCAUUAAUCGUGGACGCGCUUCGACGAUGCAGUAACAGCCGCAAAUUACGCAAGACGAAGCCAGGUAGAGAGGUUCUUAUGUUCUUGCUCAUCGCCAACGUGGCCAUGUGGAUGAUGUACACCUUCUCGUACAAAUCACCGGAAUCGCUCGACGAAAGAUACACAUAUUACGGGAAAGUGCUUUGGAGUAUACUGGGACACAUAUCUCUCCCGCUUAUAAUGUUCUAUAGAUUCCAUUCCAGUGUAUGCUUCGCAGAUAUUUGGGACGCGGCCUACAAGCCCGGUUCAGAACAUUAA
Messenger RNA from Zerene cesonia (dogface butterfly), 2310 nucleotides. RefSeq names its product proton channel OtopLc-like. Gene Ontology annotation, cellular component: membrane. Gene Ontology annotation, molecular function: proton channel activity. Gene Ontology annotation, biological process: proton transmembrane transport. Lineage: Eukaryota; Metazoa; Arthropoda; Insecta; Lepidoptera; Pieridae. The record is from RefSeq and is a predicted model, not a curated record. The coding region runs from base 1 to 2310 and encodes 769 amino acids. The transcript has 15 exons.